This is a messenger RNA of Microsporum canis CBS 113480, 2460 nucleotides long. Its product is annotated as serine/threonine-protein kinase MPS1. Gene Ontology annotation, molecular function: protein serine/threonine kinase activity; ATP binding; protein serine/threonine/tyrosine kinase activity. The record is from RefSeq and is a predicted model, not a curated record. NCBI's taxonomy places the organism in Eukaryota, Fungi, Ascomycota, Eurotiomycetes, Onygenales, Arthrodermataceae. The transcript has a single exon. Gene Ontology annotation, biological process: mitotic spindle assembly checkpoint signaling; chromosome segregation; meiotic spindle assembly checkpoint signaling. Bases 1 to 2460 code for a protein of 819 amino acids. Gene Ontology annotation, cellular component: nucleus; kinetochore; spindle.
AUGGUUUCUCCGACUCCGUUACCAACGGGUCACCGCAAAUUCGUUCCCAAUUCACGCGUCGCAUCUCAGCCAAGUUACGAUACUGCAUCCCAAUGGCACUACAAUUCAGAGGUUCCAAACAUGAUACAAUCCAGGAUGGAGACAAGAUCUCGUACGGCGCAUGCAGAUACCAUUCCUCUUGGCGAUAGUUCAGACGAUGAAGCCCCAGAACCCAUCGCCUUCAGCAAGUCUGUACUAGCUAUUCUCACGGACUCCCUACCCCAGGAAAAACGAGCUGGAGCUGCCGCACCGCAGAACGGAUCGUCAAGCAAGAAGUGGGAUGGAAAUUCACCUCGUGGUAGUGAAUCUUCGUUAUCGUCGCGAAAGGGUGAUAGUCGAGGAGGCUCGACAAGUACCAGCCGAAACGAUGGAAGCGAUGCAAUCACACCCGCUCCUCGACAGCGUGUGGUCCGUGUAUCGCGGCCUCAGUCUGCGAAUCAAACACCAUCUCCCCCAAGACUCUCGCCAGAUCGCGAGGGCAAAUCUAAGGAUGACAGUCACCAUGAAUCACACUCUCCACUAAGACAUAGAAUGCACGUAUCAAAGGAUAGCGCUGCUUGCGAAAGAGCAGGGGCAAGAAGCAUGUUUAGGCCAAGGAAAAGUGACGAGGUUAUGGGCAUGCAAAGCUCUAUCAGGGUGAAGCGCGUGGGCAAGCUGACUGGCGAAUUUCUAAAUGGCCCUGCUCGGAGGGGAAUGCUACCCCGACGUAGCGAAGAUCAACAGUACUACGAUGAACAUGAGGAUGUCGCAGGCAACUCAGAUGCUGAAAGGGCAGAGGAACGGCAUCGUCAUAGUCCUUCUCCACCAGCAUUUGAAACUGCUGGCGUGGGAAGGCAAUCUCCCAUCGGAUCGAGCCAGCGACGCCAAUCUCCAGCCGGAGUUCGCACACCUCCACAUCAACCGCAUCACCAUGAUGAAUCAUAUAGCAAAGAAAACAAAUCAAAAGCUCCGCGUGUCUCAAGCCCAGUGUACCCUACCCCAGGCGUAGGAGCGACGUCCAGGUCAACUCCUAGGGAAUCGGCUCCUUCAGCUGAUUUUCAAUCAUAUCAUAUUCCUCCAUUAUCGCGAUUUUCUGUAAACCGUGACCAGGAAAAUGAACCACCACCAACUUUCAAGAAAUCCAAAGCUCAGCACUUUGAUAUGCUCGAUAGAGCCGACAAACACUCCCUCAAACAUGAUCAAGUCCGGAAUUCCCAUAAAUCUACCCCUCAAGACUCCGAUAGGAAACCACUGGGAAACAAGAAUGCCAAUGUUCCCACUCCUCACAGAGCUCCUCCACCUCCACCGAAGAUGACUGUGCUUGAAACGGCUACCGCUGCAGCUGGAGCAUCAUCUUCUUCCAGUUCUCGACGGAAAAAGGCAAUAGUUACUGUCAACCACAAGGCCUAUACCAGAUUAGACUGUAUAGGUCGAGGUGGGAGUUCCAGAGUGUAUCGAGUCAUGGCAGAAAACUGCAAAAUAUUUGCCCUAAAGAGGGUAAAUCUAGAGCAUGUCGACCCCACAAACCUUGCUGGGUAUAAAGGAGAGAUCGAUUUGCUUAAAAGACUGGAAAAAGUCGAGCGGGUGGUACGACUCCUUGACUAUGAAAUAAAUGACGAAAAGGAAACACUUAGUGUACUGAUGGAGAUGGGUGAAUCAGACCUUCACACCGUGAUGCGGCUUAAGGUAAAUGCGGAGGAUUCGGUAUUCGAUCCCUCAUUUGCGCGGUUUUAUUGGAAGGAAAUGCUUGAAUGUGUGCAGGCAGUUCAUGAAUAUGAUAUUGUUCAUGCAGACUUGAAACCAGCAAACUUCCUUCUUGUGAAGGGAAAACUUAAAUUAAUCGACUUUGGAAUUGCUGAUACCAUUGAGGAUCAUACAGUCAAUGUCCACAGAGAGCAUCAAGUCGGCACUCCGAAUUAUAUGGCCCCCGAGGCUAUCAUCGACUAUAAUGCCACCAUCGGUCUCCCAUCAUCUGCAGGCAAAAUAAUGAAGAUAGGGAAACCAAGUGAUGUAUGGAGUCUGAGCUGCAUAUUAUACCAAAUGGCAUACGGCAGAGCUCCCUUCGGCCACCUAGCCAAACAAAUGGAACGUGUUUUAUGUAUAGCCAAUCCAAAAGUGGCCAUAGAAUAUCCUUCCACCGGCGUUGGCGGCGCUUUAAUUCCACAGAGCCUCAUACGGACUCUUAAAAAGUGCCUUCAGAGAGAUCCCUCGCUCCGCCCAACCACGACACAGCUUUUGGAUAGAAAAGAUCCGUUUAUAUAUCCUCCCGCAUACCCUGACGGUGCAGUGCCUGUGACUCAGGAAGCUCUCGGAAUGGCAAUGGCUAAGAUAGUCAACCAUUGCCGGUUGCAUGGUAUUCCAAGAGAUGAAGAAGUAAUAGGAUGGUCUGCUGGGCUUUUCCAGAAAUUACAGGCCUCAGCUGAGCAAGGCUAUAAUCCAUGA